AUGGAGGAAUUGGGACUCAAGGAAGAUGAUCUGCAGGACAUUGUGGUGGAGGAUGGCGAACUGCCGAAGGAGGAGACACGCUGGAUGGCGAUCGCUAGGGUUCACACCGACAAAACCUAUAGCCAAUAUUGGUUCUAUAGAAGCAUGAGGGUGGUGUGGGAUCUGGCGCAGGAGGUAAAGAUCAGGCCACUCGAGGAGAACCUCUACUCCCUCCCAUUCUCGUGCCUCGGCGACUGGGAGAGAGUAAUGGAGGACGGCCCAUGGAAUUUCAAGGGGAAGGCAGUGGUUCUGUCGCCCUAUGAUGGUUUCACGAAGCCGUCAACGAUUGAGCUCAAAAAGAUAGACAUAUGGCUGCGGAUACAUGAUCUCCCAGAUGGUUAUUUCUCCAAGAUAAAGGCUCUGUCAUCCACGGUGGGAGAGUUCAUAUUUGCCGAGCCAAAGUCACAUGAUUUUGAGGGCAACUUUGCAAGGGUUCGAGUGAGAAUAGAUGUGACUAAACCUCUGAAAAACGUUGUCUCGCUGGUGGUUAAGAAGAAGGAUACGGUUGAGCGUGUCAUCUUCAGAAUCAAGUAUGAAAGAUUGCCGGAUUGGUGUGCGGUGUGUGGAUACUUAGGCCAUCUGUAUAAAGAGUGCGGAGACGGCGUUCAUCCUCCAAAGGCGCUGGUAUUCAAGGAUAUAAAAGCAAGCUGGUUCUAG
Messenger RNA from Aegilops tauschii subsp. strangulata, 696 nucleotides. The record is from RefSeq and is a predicted model, not a curated record. NCBI's taxonomy places the organism in Eukaryota, Viridiplantae, Streptophyta, Magnoliopsida, Poales, Poaceae.